ACGCAACUUACGCAAUUUAAAGGAAGCUACAGAAAUAACAGGCAGUUAGAAUAAAGUGCUUUAAAUAAUACUAUAGCUAGUGAGAUAUGAACACUCUGAUAUUGAUUGCAAUCCUCUUUGUUGCUUCUAAAGCUGUUCAAGGCUGCAUCAAUGGAAAGGUACAGAUACGAGAUGAUGGUAGAGUCAAUGUUUGCUCUGAUCAAGAAUGGAAAACUGUGUGUGAGAAAGGCUACCAAUGGCGUGCUUAUCAAGCUAACAUUGCUUGCAGACUGCUGGGCUACAAUAAUAAUGGGGCAAGUGUGGAACGAUCAUGCUUUGUCUCAACCGGUCUGAAUUACAUUGAUGUUAGUAAGUGUAGUGGAACAGAGAAUACGUUUGAAGAAUGUGGAAUCAACCAAAGAGAUUUUGAUACUUGCAGAGGUGGCUGCAGUGGUACCGAGAAAAGUCAUCCUGAAAUAAUGUGUCUAUUAGCCGACUGCACUAACGGGACCAUAAGACUGGUGGAUGGGUCCAGCGUGAGAGAGGGACGAGUGGAGGUGUGUGUGGGCGGUCGCUGGGGAGCUGUUCAAACAAACAAUUCCCAACUGGUUGAAUUUGUUUGCUCUACACUGGGUUUCCCAACUGAAGGUUCAGAAGCAGUCACUACUUUUGGCAAUGGAACAGCUCCAACAAGAAGCUGUGUAAUAAUGAAUAGUGUCCUCCACUGUGUGGAUAUUGCAGACCAGUCUGUUGAUGAUUCCAUGGAUCUUGGUGUUGUGUGCAAGACAUACCAAGAUGUUAUCAGCUCAGUUAUUAAAAUAACAAUAGAACAAGCCCUUCAGACGUGUCCUGAACCAACCACAAUCACACUAGCUGAUGAAGUACAAAGCUGUGACAAUGCUGGUAGCCCUAUUGCAGCCUUGGGAGGAGUGAUUGGUCUUCUGGUGGUUGCACUCCUGGGACUUGCUAUUGGAUUGACUGUAACUUGCUGUGUAUUGGAGAAACGCAGGUCACAGAAACAGCAAGCUGAGUACAAUACUUCUCAAGUGCAAGAGCUCUCAACAAUUCAACGACAACUGAACAACCCAGUAUACAAUACAAGCAUGGAAGUACACAGUGCAUACAGCUCCAGUGGACCCACCUACGAACAAGUUGCCAAUGGCAAUGAACAAGACCACACCUACUCAAUACUUGAGCGCGAUAAGAACACGAAUCGUCGCUCAAAUCAGCUCAAUCCUAUAGACGAGGAGCAGAACUACCAUGUGGUGGAGAGUGGAAGGUGUGAGGGUGUGGAGGGAGCGGGCUGUGACGGUGUGUACAGUGAGGCUAGUAACUACGAAGUGCCAAUGUCAAGCAAAACGGACAGCAAGGUGUGGCUGUGUGAAGAGGAUUACUCCACACUCAAGCAUUGAGAAAACUGAAUAUUGUGCAUGUAUUAUAUUUUAUACUGCAUCAUGUGACUGUCUUAUAGAGACCUUGCAAUUUGUGUGUGUCUGUUUGUUCAUUAGUAAAAUCAGUGUUUUAGUUAGAUAUUAGUGACUCAGAAUUUCUAUUCUCUCCUUUGAUUAUACUUUAUCACAGUCUCAAGGAUGUGAGGUAACUACUAAUGUGAGUUGUGGUUCAGGUGAUGUAAUGUGUGUCCAAAUAAAUCUGAUUGGUUCUGA
Molecule: messenger RNA, 1643 nt
Organism: Halichondria panicea
Lineage: Eukaryota; Metazoa; Porifera; Demospongiae; Suberitida; Halichondriidae
Product: scavenger receptor cysteine-rich domain superfamily protein-like
Exons: 6
Coding region: 87-1391 (434 amino acids)
Cellular component (GO): membrane
Source: RefSeq, a predicted model, not a curated record